This is a messenger RNA of Pieris macdunnoughi, 2313 nucleotides long. Lineage: Eukaryota; Metazoa; Arthropoda; Insecta; Lepidoptera; Pieridae. The record is from the annotation of a GenBank genome assembly.
AUGCCAAUUACUCCAAGGGAGAAUCAAGAGGAGUUUGUAGCUGAGUCUUCAGCUGCGGAGGGAGUCCAGACAAGGGCGCAAUCAGCACGCGACGCUGCCCGACGACAAAGUUUCGAUGCGAACCGCGGGAUGGGUGAAAGCAACGAUGCCAACAUGCUUCUUGUUCUGCGCCAAAUGAUGGAAGAACAGGCACGACGUCAAGAGGAACAGGCACGACGUCAAGAGGAACAGGCACGACAAAUGAUGGAGGAACAGGCACGCCGGCAAGAAGAACAGGCACGCCGUCAAGAAGAACAGGCACGCCUAAUGAUGGAAGAACAGGCUCAGACACGUCGUAUGAUGGAGGAACAGGCACGGCGUCAAGAGGAGCAGGCUCAUCAGAUGAUGGAGGAACAGGCCCGCCGUAUCGGAGAAAAACUUGGUGACCUGAAAAUACAGGUAGAGAAAAAGAUCGAGAACUUGGAAUCUGAUAUGGACUGCAAAUUUUCGAAACAGGACAAACGUAUUCUCGGAUUAGAACAAGAGAUGCAGUGCCUGAAGACCAAAGGUGUCGUAACGACUGUAGCACCAUCUGGAAAUCUGAAAGUACCUCCCUUUGACGGUACAUCUUCCUGGGGCGCGUACAAAAUACAGUUUGAGACUGUGGCAGAGUCAAACGGGUGGAAUGACGAUCAGGCUGUCACCGCCCUUAUGUUGGGACUGCGAGGCGAAGCCCUGGACGUGUUAGAAGUCAUGACAGGUAAAGUGACACUGACGCGCCUGCUGGAUGCUCUGGAGUCACGUUAUGGGGACUCAAAUUUGGAGCCAGUCUAUAGGGCUCAAUUACGGGAGAGAGCGCAGCGACCGAGUGAGAGCUUGCAAGAAUGGGGUCUGGAAAUAGAGAAGCUGGUAAGAAAAGCCUACGCAUCCUUACCAGAUGUAGCAGACAAGAUAUUAGUGCAAACCUUCAUUGACGGAAUAAGAGAUCGUGAAGUCAGGAUUAGUGUGAAUCUUGGUCACCACAAGAACCUGAAGGAUGCUCUUGCCCAUGCGCUGGAGGUAGAGGCGAUUCGGAAAGAUUCUCGACCUUACCGCAUUAGGGCUGUCACGGAAAAACCAAACUCGUGUCAACGUGGACCAACCUGUUACCUCUGCGGGGAAGUGGGGCACAUGAGGUUUUCGUGCCCAAAGAAAGACUUCCGAGGUGAUGUGAAGGUUAGACGCGGGAAUACCUUGGUUAUCGACGGAGUUGUCAAUGGAACUAAGUGUGACCUAACACUGGAUACCGGAGCUUCACGAACCGUAAUCAGAUACCAACUUCUGAAGUCAUUUUAUGGAAGCCCUUCUCGAGGAAUUGUACAGCUUGUUACAGCUACAGGUCAGCGUAUAACCGAUCGGGGAGAAGGUAUCGCAACCUUCAAGAUUGGUGGAAGAUUUUACAGACACAAGGUUGUUCUUGCCGACAUAGUAGAUGACUGCAUAAUCGGGUUAGACUUUAUGAAGCUGUACAAUUGUAAAAUAGAUCUGGAAAAAGGAAUCUUUAAGUGUGGAGAACAGGAAGUUUGCUUAAAAGGACACUCUACAAAUAGUGGUUUUGACGUCUGUAGAGUUAUCAAUGUGGACGGACAGGCCAGUAAUCAACAAGAGUGGAAAGUUACUGAGACCUAUGAGGAAGCCUUGUCAAGACAACUAUCAAAGGCAGAGGAACAAUUAAAUAAACUUUCUGACAUGAUAUCUACCCACGAAAGAGAACUAAGAAGAAGUUCAGAUGUGUCUCAACAACACUGUGAAAAGGUCAACAAACAGGACGGAAGGGAGAUUGGCCAUGUGCGAAUUCUUAGAACAGACACCAUUCGUUCAGAUUGGGGUGGAAAAUUGAUGCAGAUAGCACAGCAAGAAGAUUGUGACAUUAAACCAAUUCUGGAUUGGAUGAAAUCAUCAGCUGUCAAGCCGCAGUGGAGUAAAGUCGCAUCUACAAGUACCACUACUAAGAGUUACUGGGCUCAAUGGGAUAGUUUAGUUCUACAUAAUGGAGUGUUAUGUCGCAAAUUGAAAAAUGCUCAAGGCGAUCAUUUGCAGAUAGUUGUGCCAAGAUCCAAGGUUCGCGACAUAUUGGAAAUGUUUCAUACUGACUUGUCUAGUGGACAUUUAGGAGUAAAGAGGACUCUUAUGAAGAUUAAAGAAAUAUUUUAUUGGAUACACUAUCGUGAAGAUGUUGAAGACUGGAUCAAGAAAUGUAAAGAUUGUGCAGCUAUUAAGGAUUCGCAGACUCGGUCUCCAUGGGAAAGGAUAACGGUGAAUGAAAGUGAUGAUGCUCGGGACGAGCAUGUCUAA